GUGCUGACACACAGAAGAGUAUACUUCUCUUAGUGAACUACAGAGAUUUUUAAUUUUUACAAUGGACUUAUUCAACUCAGCUCUCGGGAAGAACAUCACAUUUAGGCAUCCUGAUUAUUUCAUCAUAACUGGUUUUUCUGGCAUCCCAAAUGUGAAACAUUACUUUGUCUUUCUGCUUUUUGUCUAUGUUGUUUCAGUGGUGGGAAACACAGCGGUAAUGGUUGUAAUAUUCUUGGAUCACAACCUGAGAGGUCCAAAAUAUAUAGCAGUUUUCAACCUGGCAUUUGUGGACCUGUUUGGUAAUUCUGCCCUGGUGCCAAAGGUCCUUGACAUCUUCCUGUUCAACCAUCCUAACAUCCCCUACAACGACUGCUUGACGUUCCUUUUCUUCUGCUACACCUGCCUCUGUAUGCAGUCGUUCAACCUGGUGGCUCUCGCUUACGACAGACUCAUCGCUAUUAUUUUUCCGCUGCACUAUCAAGUGAAAGUGACUCAGAAUUUCAUGCUGUAUUUGAUCGCUGCUUUCUGGGCUUUUGCGAUAAUUGCCGUUCUCAUCGCUGUUGGCCUCAUUACGAGACUUUCUAUCUGUGCGCCUGCGUUUGUUAACAGCUAUUUCUGUGACCAUGGCCAGAUAUACCGACUGUCUUGCAAUGACCAUUAUCCCAAUUAUGUCCUCAGUUGUUUGUACCCUGUUCUUUUCUUCUGGAUUCCACUUGCUUUUAUCUUGUUAAGCUAUCUGUAUAUUGGCUGCACUUUGGCGAAAGUGGCGACGGUUCAUGAAGGACUCAAAGCCUUUAAGACCUGUAUCGGUCACCUUUUACUGGUAGCUAUCUAUUUCAUCCCAUUGUUAGUCACAUUUACACUGAUGGAAAAAAUACACCCUAAUGCCAGGAUUAUUAACCUGUCUCUGACCUCUGUGUUUCCUCCCAUGUUAAACCCCAUUGUUUACGUUCUGCAGACGCAAGAAAUCAAAGUAUCUUUGAAAAAGCUGCUAAACAUCAGAGGGAAAUCCAACAAAAUAAUUACAAUGUGACCAUUUGUUCAUGCACUGUGACAAAUAAAUAAACACAUGGUCAUGAAAUCACGCAGAUAAAUAGCACCAUGAUAUUAGUUUCUACGAGAUCUAUCUCUGUGAAUUGUGAAUACUGUUUUAUUGAUAAAUAUUUGACGUUUCCACAUUUUAUGUUUUUACUUUCUACAUCUAAAUCAGUGUGUUCUAUGACGUACAAUUAACCGGUAAAAUAUGGUAAAAUAGCAAUUAUGUGCAGUCAUUUAGCAGCUAUAAUGUUUUACUAUAUGUGUUAGCGUGCUUACAUUUUGCUUAUUACCACGCUAAGUGUGACUGGAAGUCUUUUUAAUCUCAUGGUGGAGCUUUAAUGAAAAGUCAGGGGGUUGAAGCGCCGUGCUCAGCCUCAUAGUGUGGAUACUUGUGUGGUGUCAAGUUCAUUUUCCAUGUCAUCAAACCUAAA
Messenger RNA from Solea solea (common sole), 1469 nucleotides. RefSeq names its product olfactory receptor 1361-like. Bases 62 to 1033 code for a protein of 323 amino acids. The transcript has a single exon. The record is from RefSeq and is a predicted model, not a curated record. Gene Ontology annotation, biological process: G protein-coupled receptor signaling pathway. Gene Ontology annotation, molecular function: G protein-coupled receptor activity; olfactory receptor activity. Gene Ontology annotation, cellular component: membrane. NCBI's taxonomy places the organism in Eukaryota, Metazoa, Chordata, Actinopteri, Pleuronectiformes, Soleidae.